Messenger RNA from Knipowitschia caucasica, 1086 nucleotides. The record is from the annotation of a GenBank genome assembly. Lineage: Eukaryota; Metazoa; Chordata; Actinopteri; Gobiiformes; Gobiidae.
AUGGAGUUGGACGCUGAGCCGCGACCUGAAGAGUCACAGACUCAGGCCACAGACUCAGGCCACAGACUCAGGCCACAGACUCAGGCCACAGACUCAGGCCACAGACUCAGGCCACAGACUCAGGCCACAGACUCAGGUCACAGACUCAGGUCACAGACUCAGGCCACAGACUCAGGCCACAGACUCAGGCCACAGACUCAGGUCACAGACUCAGGCCACAGACUCAGGUCACAGACUCAGGCCACAGACUCAGGCUACAGACUCAGGUCACAGACUCAGGUCACAGACUCAGGUCACAGACUCAGGUCACAGACUCAGGCCACAGACUCAGGCCACAGACUCAGGCCACAGACUGGCUACAGACUCAGGCCACAGACUCAGGCCACAGACUCAGGUCACAGACUCAGGUCACAGACUCAGGUCACAGACUCAGGCCACAGACUCAGGCCACAGACUCAGGUCACAGACUCAGGCCACAUACUCAGGUCACAGACUCAGGCCACAGACUCAGGCCACAGACUCAGGCCACAGACUCAGGUCACAGACUCAGGCCACAGACUCAGGCCACAGACUCAGGCCACAGACUCAGGUCACAUACUCAGGUCACAGACUCAGGCCACAGACUCAGGCCACAGACUCAGGUCACAGACUCAGGCCACAGACUCAGGCCACAGACUCAGGUCACAGACUCAGGUCACAGACUCAGGUCACAGACUCAGGUCACAGACUCAGGUCACAGACUCAGGUCACAGACUCAGGCCACAGACUCAGGUCACAGACUCAGGCCACAGACUCAGGUCACAGACUAAGGUCACAGACUCAGGUCACAGACUCAGGCCACAGACUCAGGCCACAGACUCAGGCCACAGACUCAGGUCACAUACUCAGGUCACAGACUCAGGCCACAGACUCAGGCCACAGACUCAGGCCACAGACUCAGGCCACAGACUCAGGUCACAUACUCAGGUCACAGACUCAGGCCACAGACUAAGGUCACAGACUCAGGCCACAGACUCAGGCCACAGACUCAGGUCACAGACUCAGGCCACAGACUCGGGCCACAGACACUUAAGUGUAGUAGAGUAG